AUGCAGAUUUCACACAUUUUUAUUUUAUUUCUACCGGCGCUCUUGAAUGGUUAGUAUAUUUUUCAAAAUUAGAUGAAAUUUAUUAGAAAUAUUUAUUAAGCUCAAUUUCUUGAAAUCGGAUCUGAACACAUCGAAGUAUCAAACAAUGCUGAAGAAGGUGAUCUGAUUCUCACUGUUUCUCCGAUUCGAGCACUUCAGGUAAUUAAUAAUUUAAUAAUUAUCCGAAGAUUAACAAUUAUCCACUAACUUUUAAUGACCUAGUUUUCCGGUGUUCCAAAGUGAUUAAUGACCAAGUUAUGUAAUUGAAAUGAUAAGAAGAGAUGACAGAUGUGAAAUUUCUGUUUUUUACAGAAUCUUGAUGAAUCGGUACACAUUCAAAUCGAAGGAAAUCCAUCGGCUUUAGCUGUAAAUUCAUCUAUCAUAGAUUCAGAUCAAACUAUACAAUUUUUGUUGGUCAACAAAAACGCAUUUGUAAAUGGUGUGAAUCAAGUCAAACUUCAAGCAUUGGGUGUUAUUUCUGGAAAAGUUCAAGAAGUUGAUCUAACAAUUCAUAAGUCUGGUGUUUCUUCAAAAUUCCCAACUUUCCUAGAGCCACCAAGAUUAUUGUUGAAAAAUGAAUUUGAAACUGGUGAGACUGCAAUCGUGAAGGUUUCCAGUGACAUCCCAGUUGAAAGCCAAAUAAAUCUUUAUGGAAAAUAUUCUGACCGAAUAAGAGCAAGCUACGAAGGAGAUAGUGUUAUUUUAGAAACUAUUCCAUGUGGUAUGUUCUGAAAUUAUUUCAGCCGAGUUGUUUUAAUAUCAACUAGUUAUUCCAGAAGUCUGUGUGAUUGAUUUUCCAUUCGACUUAUUAGUGGUGAUUAGAAACCAAGACCAACAUUCGGAGCAUCUCGUGUCAUUCGACGAAGAGAAGGUAAAUUUUAAAAAAUUGCAUUAAUACGUCUGAAAUUUCAGAAAAGUUCACUACGAAUGACACAAAAAGUCUAUAGAACAUCAAUUGAAGAACAUAGUGGAGAACAAGAGAAUCUUCUCAAAGUAACAGCAAUCGGAAACAAUUCUGCAAUAGUUUAUUCGCUUCGAGACUCCACUGGACUUUUUUCGAUUCAUCCGAAAGAAGGACUUCUCUCAAUUAUGGUAAUAUCUUUCCAUGAAUUUGUAUAAUUCUAUUUAUACAUAAUAUUUCAGCAUCCGGAAUUCUUAUCGAUUUCUUCAUUUGGAGAAACAAUCGAAUUGGUUGCUAUUGCGACAGACGGUGAAAUUACAACAAAUUCGAAAAUUAUUCUGAAAAUUGUAUCUAAAAUUGAUAAGGAUGUGUUGUUCGGAUUUGAAAAUGAAAUUUACGAGAUUUCAUCAUCAGUAAAUUCAAAAAUCAUUGGAAAUAUCAAAGCAAGAUCUACUAACAAGUUAGACUAUCAUGUUACAGAAGGACGUGAAGAUUUAUAUAAAAUUGAUUCUGAUGGAAAUAUUUUAUAUAUUGGUGAUGUUCUUCGAGAUGAUAGAAAUGAUUUGAUAUGUGUAACAGUUCAAGAGGCCAGCGGAGGAUUGAAAAUGUCAUCAACAUAUGUUAGAAUAGAAUUGAAAGGGAUUGGAAGUUUCCCGAUUAAUGUGAAUAAAGCAGAGUUGGAUGGUAUUGAAAGUAUUUCGGCGGAAGAUGAAGAAGGAGUUGUUGUUAGUUCGAUUCAAUUUAAUGAUGACGACAAAGAUGCUGAUUUGUCGUUUGGUUUAAAAACAGUUCAAGUUGUCGAUCAAUUCGGGAAUAACAUCGAUGAAGGUAAAUAACAAUCCAAAGUCUCAUCAGUUUUUUUUCUUUUCAGACCCUUCAAAAUAUUUUGCUAUAAAAUCUGGUGAUGACAAACAGGCUCAUCUGAUAGUUUCCAAAUCUUUAUCUGAAUCAAAUUUUACUUCUGUGAAAUUUGAGAUUGUUGGAAGAGAUCGAACUCAUCCAAUGGAACCUUCUGUAUCAGGUUCGUUGUAGUUUCAAAAAUAUUCACAUUCUCAUAUUUCAGCUUAUCGUACGAUUGUUAUCGAAAGACACAUGGUAACAGAACUUCCAAAAUCUCUCAAUCUCUUAUCGAUCCCCAAAAACAUCAGUGUUCCAAAUACUGUGCCGAUCGGAUCUUUUAUCUAUCAAGCAAUUGUUCUUCCAGAAUAUAAAGAUGCAGAGUUCAGAAUCGAACCGGAACAUAUUUUCCAAAUUUCAAAGAAUGGAACUAUCACAACUCGAAAACUUAUAAACGAUGAACCAACAAACAUACCAUUCCGAGUAACAGUUUCUGGCGGUGAUUUAGAAAAAGUUGAAGAAAGUAAUUUGAAGGUUGAAAGAGGUGAACUUGCUCCAGAACAUUUUACUGAACAAGAGUAUUCCAUGAAUAUACCACGUGUUGCCCCAAUCGACACAGUAGUUGCUAUUGUUACAACAUCUGGUCCCAACAAAGAAGGGCCUUUUAUACUUCGUGGAAGCCAUUCUCAUUUUUUCAAUAUUGAUGAUGAAGGAACAAUAAAGACCAAAGAAGAUUUCAGUUCAUCUGUUCUUUCCGAUUUUGAUUUUUUGGUUGCUGCUGCCAAAGAUCCAUCAAUAAAUGCUCCAGUUCAUGUACAUCUUGAGAAUAUUCGAACUUCGAAAAUUCUUCUUGCUGAAAAUCAAUUAUUUGCUUCAGUUUACGACAACAUUCCGAAAAAUUCAUUUGUUGCAAAAAUUGAAAGUGAAGAAAAAUUGGAAUACAAGCUGACAUCGGAAAAUCCAAAGAUUGAGAAACUUUUCAAUAUUGACAGUGACGGAACAAUUCGCAAUAUCGAAUACCUUACUGAUUUUGUGGGAAUGUACACUUUGUUGGUUCAAGCCAGCUCGAUUGAUAGAGCUGGAGUUCGAUCAACGAAUGCGACUGUUGUUAUUGAUGUUUUGAAAUCUAAUGAAUGUGUGCCAAUUUUCAAAGAGAGCACUAUCUAUUAUGCAAGAGAAACGUUGCCAAUUGAUACUUUGAUUGGAAAAGUUGAGGCAGUUGAUAUUGAUAAAAGUUGUGAACUUGAGUAUGAAGUAAUCGAAGAGGACAGUCCUAUAACUGUAGAUCCAGUAAAUGGUGAAAUCAGAACGAAAAAAGAGUUCGACUACGAGAAAACUAAAACUUAUAUGAUAACUUUGAAAUUAACUGCUGGUCGCAAUAAUCAAGCUGUACAAAAAACGGAGCUUAGAAUAAUUGACGAAAAUGAUCAUAAAGUCCAAUUCGAUCAGAAAAUAUAUACGGUCGAAGUUUCCGAAGAUAUUGCACCAUCUUCUACAGUAUUCACAGCAAAAGCUACGGACAAAGAUAAUGAUGGAAAAAUAUUUUAUCAUUUGAUUGAUCCUUCACCUCCUCAAUUCUCACUUCACUCUACGAAGGGUGAAGUUCGUGUUGAACAAAAUUUGGAUUAUGAAAAUGAAAAAGAAUAUAUUAUUGAAAUUGGAGCAUCGAACAGUGAGAAUUCGCAUGAAUAUUUGGAUAAAAUGACUCUAGUAAUAAAAGUUAAUGAUGUGUAAGUAAAAAAAAACACUGGCCAAUACUAUUUUCGGUUUUCAGAAACGAUAAUGGACCCACAUUCUCACGGGACCAUUUUAAUACAGUCACUGAUAAAGAUACUGUUGUUGGUUCAAAAAUAUUGAAUAUCCAAGCACACGACCCAGACUCGAGUGACAAAGGAAAGAAACUCGAAUAUGCUAUUACUUCUCAAAGUUUUGACUAUCGCGGAAUGAGCAGAAAUGUUGAUGAUGUGUUUGAUAUUCAUCAAUUUGAAGGAUAUGUUCAUUCUAUGAAAUCAUUGAGGUUCAGUUUUUUCAAAAAUCAAUUCUGAACAUGCUGUAAUUAUAAUUUUUCAGAGAUUAUGUUGGUGGGGUUUUCAAUCUUGCUCUAAGCGUACGCGAUGUUGUUGAUGGAACAACUGGAAAAACACAUUUGAAAAUUUAUGUGAACGAUAAGAGCGAUUUAUUGAAUAUUGAGCUACCGUACAAACCUAACGAAGUAACUCCACAGAUUGUAGAUUCUUUCAUAUCACAACUCUCAAACUCUACAAACCUCGUAGGAGUUCCACAUCGUAUCACAUACAAAUCAGCCCAUGGUAUUACUUCUACAAAUGCUGUCGAUCUUCAGAUUGUAUGUUUCAAUUUCUACAACGUUAUAUCUCAAUUCCAGUAUUUUUCAGAUAUUUUUCAAUGAAACAUCUACCGAAAUCAUACCCGCUGAGAGAAUUCUUGCGAUUACGGAAAAGAUGAGAGGACUACCAGAAAUUCGAAAGUAUCAACAAAAUGCAAUAUCACUUUCGAAACCGAAACCCGCACCAAUGAUUCAACCAGAAUUACUUCUUAUUGCUGUAGUAUUCCUGGUUCUUUUGGCAAUAACUAUUGUUUUGUGUGGAUUAUUGAUGUGUUAUCAUCGUAACAAAUUUCAAAGGCAGAAGAAAAUUGUGGAAAAUGAUAGAGCAAUAAAAAAUGCUAUCAAUUUUCCAGCGACUAGAAGCCCAGCAUUGAUAUCAUUCAAACAUUAUCCUUCUCCUGCUCCCGAUAUGCCUCGGCCAAUUCCAAAUGGCGAACAACAUGCAUACAUCAAAUCACCAAAAUUAAAUGAAAAUGUUGCUUCGUAUGCAAUCCAACAAGCAACAAUUACGGUGGCCGAAAACGAAGAAAAAAUUUAA
Molecule: messenger RNA, 4659 nt
Organism: Caenorhabditis angaria
Lineage: Eukaryota; Metazoa; Nematoda; Chromadorea; Rhabditida; Rhabditidae
Source: the annotation of a GenBank genome assembly